GGAAGAAUGCGUUGAAGAUAUCUGCACAGUUAUUUUCCAUCAUCGAGAGAUACUUAGUAAAAAUUACUCGGAUACCAAAUUAGAUCGUGUUAAAAUGUUAAACGUGAAGUGGAGGAUCAACAUUUCUUUGACUUUAAGCACAAACCCUAAGGAAAUGAAAGGGAGUUUAAUACAAUGAGUUCCAAUUACGCUGACAGCCUUUCACCUUAUGAAAACAAGGGAAUCCUAGGCAUCCCAGAGUGUUUUGACAGCGAUGAUACUGUCAGUAAAAAAUGCACUGAGCUAGCCAAUUUAAUCAAGGAUUCCAGACACGUUGUAUUUCAUACUGGCGCUGGGAUAAGUACAUCAGCCGGCAUUCCUGAUUUCAGAGGCCCGAAAGGCGUGUGGACAUUGGAAAAAAAAGGCGAAAUCCCAAAAUUGAACACUUCUUUUGAUAACGCAACGCCGACUAAGACACAUAUGGCCCUACGAGCAUUAGUAGAAGCCGGAUACGUGCAGUAUAUUGUCUCUCAAAAUAUAGACGGGUUGCACUUAAGAUCCGGACUUAAACGCAGAUACUUAUCAGAGUUGCACGGUAACAUAUUUAUUGAACAAUGCGCUACGUGUAGACGUCAGUUUGUUCGUUCGACAUCUGUCAAAUCAGUUGGUCAAAAAGCACUGGGAAUCCGCUGUCGAUCAACAGUCAGUAAUGUAGGCCGGGCAUGCCGAACUGGUUAUUUGCAUGAUAAUGUGCUUGACUGGGAGCACGAUUUACCGCAGAGAGAUCUCGAUAUGGCUGUCAUGCAUUCUACAAUGGCUGACUUGAAUAUAACUCUGGGAACAACUCUACAAAUUGUACCAAGUGGGAACUUACCCUUAAAAAAUAUUAAAGGCGGUGGUAAACUUGUUAUAUGUAAUUUACAACCAACAAAACAUGACUCUAAGGCACACUUAGUUAUCUCAAGUUAUGUUGAUGAAAUACUAUCGAGGGUUUGUAAUAUUUUAGGUAUUGAAAUAUCAGAAUAUUCAGAGUCGUCUGAUCCCACAACACAGUCAAACUUGGUUGAAUGGACUUUGCCAUUGAAUCAUAUAAAUAUUAUUGAAAGAAAGUUUAAAACACAUUUGAAAGAGACAGUUGGGUGCAAUCAAAAGAAAAAUCCGGAGUAGCUGUUACCUCCCCCGCUUUAUCCAAGAUACAUUUUUACAAUAAAUUUAGUUAUUUGUAAGUUUCUGUUUUAAUUUUAGUUACAAAAAAGUGUGAGAUAUACAUGGAAUAGCUUAGGGACAACCUGUAUUUCACGAAAGUUAUAGGCGACAAGCAGCAGAGAUAAUUAUAAGAACUUCACCUUAAAAAAGCGGGAAGGGUCUUAACAGGAACUGAGGUAUGUGAGACUGUCCCUAAACGUUCCCUUUUGGGCCAGCGCCACCAAAGGACAAAACUGGAAACUUUCGGUGUAA
Messenger RNA from Drosophila pseudoobscura, 1437 nucleotides. It is a transcript of the gene Sirt6, whose product is annotated as sirtuin 6. Gene Ontology annotation, biological process: negative regulation of transcription by RNA polymerase II. The transcript has 7 exons. The coding region runs from base 175 to 1146 and encodes 323 amino acids. Gene Ontology annotation, molecular function: NAD+ binding; histone H3K9 deacetylase activity, NAD-dependent; transcription corepressor activity. The record is from RefSeq and is a predicted model, not a curated record. Gene Ontology annotation, cellular component: nucleus. Lineage: Eukaryota; Metazoa; Arthropoda; Insecta; Diptera; Drosophilidae.